CUUUGCUUUAGCUGGUUUCUUUCAGUGUGUAGUCAGCUACAAGCUCGUGGUUUAGCGGAAAAUUGUAUAUUCUCCAGAUUGCAGAACUAAAGCAAUGGACCAGGAGCCAUCUACAUGGAUAAAAAAAGAGGAAACGAACGAAGUAAAAACAGAGUUACACUUAAUAGCCCAAGUUUACCCAUUCAGCAUGGAUGUAAAAGAGGAGUUGGAGGAGGGUGCAAAUAAAGAGUCCAUUGAAGAUCCACUGGGAACGUCAUGGUCCACUCAUUUUAUCAAGGAGGAUCCUGAAUUAAAUUUGGAACUGAGUGUAACUGAGAAUAUUGUGGAAACCUCAACAAAAUACGCAUCUGAUAGUGCAAGAUUGACUCAGUGUACUGGUGGGAGCAGUGGCAUAUCAUGUGAAGAAACUUGUCACCAUAGACUGGUAAAGGAUGAGUUGAUGAUAGACAUGGAGAAGUCAACACACGAGUUUGGUACUGAUACAGGAGAUAUGGCUGUUGAUAAGAACUGCUCAGUUGCCACGCGAUAUAACUGUAGUAUAUGGGAAAAGGAAUUACAUGUAUAUAGCUGUAAUUUCUGCCAACAGAGCUUUCCUUCAAAAUACAGAUUCAUAAAGCAUGUGUUUAUUCACAUUGAUGGUAUGCAACCACCUUUGUAUGUUUGCAAGUGGUGUGGUGAGGUAUUUCACAGUAAUGUUAGUUUGAAAAAACAUUUGAGAAUGAGUGAGAAUUACCGUUUUUCAAUUGCUGGCAACUGUGAAAAAUAUGGCUAUAGUGAUGAGCAUCAAAGCACUAGCUUCUCGGAUGGUGAGCCAGACGUUUCUGUCGCAGAACUCGACAAGCUGAAUUCAUACAAGGAAACAAGGAAAGCUGCAAACAAGUCUGCUAAUGACAUAGGUAACACAAUUAUAACAAAUGAUACAGCGGAAACAAAUCAUUAUGGAACUUUAUCUACUACUGUUAAUGUCAGUUUCCAGGGUAAUCUGCUUACUGCAAACAGAACCCACAAAUGUGAUAUUUGUGGCAAAUCUUUUGCUGGUGCAGGCAAUCUCAAGAAACAUGUAUUAAGUCACACUGGAAAGAAACCUCACAAAUGUGAGAUUUGUGGGAAAUCUUUUGCUUUCCCAAGCUAUCUCAAGCAACAUGUAUUAUUUCACACUGGAACGAAACUUCACAAAUGUCAUAUUUGUGGAAAAUCUUUUUUUGUCUCAUGGGAUCUCAAGAAACACAUAUUAAUUCACAAUGGAAAAAAACCUCAUAAAUGUGAGAUUUGUGGGAAAUCUUUUGGUUUGUCAAGCGGACUCAAAACGCAUGUAUUACUUCACACUGGAAAGAAUCCUCAUAAAUGUGGGAUUUGUGGACAAUCUUUUGCUGGUGGAGGAAAUCUCAAGAAACACGGAUUAAUUCACACUGGAGAAAAACCUCACAAAUGUGAGAUUUGUGACAAAUCGUUUACCCAGUCAGCUAAUCUUAAGGCACACACAUUAAUUCACAGUGGAAAGAAACCCUACAAAUGCGAUAUUUGUGGGAAAUCUUUUGCGCUGUCAGCUUAUCUCAAGAAACAUGCAUUUAUUCACACUGGAAAGAAACCUCACAAAUGUGAGAUUUGUGGGAAAUCUUUUGCUUUCUCAAGCGAUCUCAAGAAACAUUUAUUAAUUCACAGUGGAAAGAAACUUAACAAAUGCGACAUUUAUGGGUAAUCUUUUGCUUUCUGAAGCGUUCUUAAGAAACAUCUCACUUCACACUGGAGGGAAACCUCGUACAUGUGAGAUUUGUGGGAAAUCUCAAGAUGCACAUUAAUUCACAUGCAAAGGCACCUCACAAAUGUGAAAUUUUUGACAAAACGGUUGCCCAGUCAGGAUAUCUCAAGAAACAUACAUUAAUUCACAGUGGAAAGAAACAGCACAAAUUUGAUAUUUGUGGGAAAUCUUUUGUUAGGCUGGCUAUCACAAGACACAUCAUUCAUACACACUGGGAAAAGACCUCACAAAAGUGAUGAAGUGAUCAUUCUUAGAUCAGCUGACCUCAAGACAGAUGCAUUAGAACACAUUGGAAGGGGACCUCACAAAUCUGAUAUCUGUGACAAAAGUUUCACUCUGUUGGGCACACUCAAGAGACGCAUUACUUCACAUCAGAAAGAAACUACAAGCAAGUGGUAGUUUAUGUAAGUAGGUUUUCCUGGUUGGUGCCCUCAAGGCCUGUAAAAUAAUGGAUGAAGCAAGGGGUCAAUAAAUUAUGCCUGUGAAAUCUUUAAUAGUGAAACAAUGUGUACUAUAGAUUGGUAACAGAUAAUCUGAUAAUAUAAAAAUCAAUAUCUGCAACUUAGGACAUCAAGAGAUUGUAUUACAUAAUACUCCACCAACAGGACGCAAAUGCAUAUUUGUCAUUAACACUGCUGUUCUUUCCGAUCAGUCUCGAGAUGUGAAAAUUGUGUAUUGUGAUAAGUCCAUGUAUGUGUCAGUAAUCAUAAGUACCAUGCAACAUUCAGACCAAGGAUGUGUGAUGACUUGCUUAGUCAUCAUGUAUUACUUAUAACUCUGUAUUUUUGAAUUAGUGACAGUAAAAAUACAGAGUGAUUCAAAAAGAAUACCACAACUUUAAAAAGGUGUAUUUAAUGAAAGAAACAUAAUAUAACCUUCUGUUAUACAUCAUUACAAAGAGUAUUUAAAAAGGUUUUUUUUUUCACUCAAAAACAAGUUCAGAGAUGUUCAAUAUGGCCCCUUCCAGACACUUGAGCAAUAUCAACCCGAUACUCCAACUCUUUCCACACUCUCUGUAGCAUAUCAGGCGUAACAGUUUGGAUAGCUGCAGUUAUUUCUAGUUUCAAAUCAUCAAUGGUGGCUGGGAGAGGUGGCCGAAACACCAUAUCCUUAACAUACCCCCACAAGAAAAAAUCGCAGGGGGUAAGAUCAGGGUUUCUUGGAGGCCAGUGAUAAAGUGCUCUGUCACGGGCUGCCUGGCAGUCGAUCCAUCGCCUCAGGUAGUUGACGUUCAGGUAGUUACAGACAGAUAAGUGCCAAAGUGGUGGCGCUCCAUCCUGCUGUGCUUCUUGUUCGAGCUGAGGGAACAGCCAAUUCUCUAACAUCUCCAGAUACUGUAAUCCAGUUACAGUAGCACCUUCGAAGAAAAAGGGACCAAAAACUUUAUUGGCUGAAAUGGCACAGAAAACGUUCACCUUAGGCGAGUCACGUUCACCUUAGGCGAGUCACGUUCACCUUAGGCGAGUCACGUUCAUACUGAGUUGUUUCCCGCAGAUUCUCAGUGCCCCAUAUACAGACAUUGUGACAGUUGACUUUCCAGUUAGUGUGGAAAGUUGCUUCAUCACUAAACACAAUCUUUGAAACGACAGUCAUCUGUUUCCAUUUGAGCAAGGAUAAAAUCACAGAAAUCGAUUCUUUUAAUCUUAUCAGCUGCAGAAAGUGCUUGAACCAAUUUCAGACGAUAAGGUUUCAUAACUAACCUUUUUCGUAGGACUCUCCAUACAGUUGAUUGUGGAAUUUGCAGCUCUCUGCUAGCUCUGCGAGUCAAUUUUCCUGGGCUGCGAACAAAUGCUUGCUGGAUGCGUGCUACAUUUUCAUCACUCGUUCUCGGCCGUCCAGAACUUUUCCCUAUGCACAAACACCCAUUCUCUGUAAACUGUUUAUACCAACGUUUAAUAUACCACCUAUCAGGAGGUUUAACACCAUACUUCAUUCGAAAUGCACGCUGAACAACUGUCGUCGAUUCACUUGUGCUGUACUCAAUAUCACAGAAAGCUUUCUGUUGAGCGGUCGCCAUCUUAGCAUCAACUGAUGCUGACGCCUAGUCAACAGCGCCUCAAGCGAACAAAUGUACAACUAAAUGAAACUUUAUAGCUCCCUUAAUUCGCCGACAGAUAGUGCUUAGCUCUGUCUUUUGUCGUUGCAGAGUUUUAAAUUCCUAAAGUUGUGGUAUUCUUUUUGAAUCACCCUGUAUAUUAAUGGCACUUCCUUCAUUCGUGCUAGUACACUCAAUACUGGAAAAACAUGGUUAUAACAAUUAUUUCACUCAGAUAUGCUUUCUCAAGAUAUGUCAUUAAUAGUAUGUACAUUUAUGUUCUGUUAGUACUAAUCCUGUAUCAGUAAACGUAACAACAAAUAUAGCAAUGUGCUUAAUAGCAUGUUUGACCACCUUUGGAACUCAUUACUUCGACAGUUCUACAUGAUAUGGACUUGACAUGUCAUGUAUGUGUUUAGGGAUGUAUGUUCUACCAUUUGCAUCCCACAUGUUCAGAUCAGCUACAUGGUGUGGUCAAGAUGUGUUAGGUGCCAUGCUACUCAGAUCACUGUGGAGUCAUUCUGCACAUGUGACAUGUUCUCCUGAAAGAUGCCUUCACCAUGGGAGAGCACAUCCAGGCAUGAAGCAAUCUAUGCAGUGGCUACAAAGGUCACAUAGUCAGCAACUGUCAUGAUCCCUUCAAUUACUACCAGAUGUCCCAAAGGAGGCUGAGUGACUGUCCCCAUAGCAUAAAGGGCACUCCACCUGGUGCCAUUCACCUAGAUAUAGCAUACCUGGAAGUGGCAACUGACCUGGUGUAACAGGAAAUGUCAACCAUCCUAACAGUUGACAUUUGCAUUUACCUUCAUUGUUGCCUCAAUGAUUCCUGCAGUUGCAAUUGAACAUUUCGGAUGAUUGGUAUGGAAAAAUACAGUUCCCAUAUGUUGUGGAGUCCUAUGUUAAACGAUGUACAUUGAAUUGUGGGUUCAAAAACGUGCAUGGCUGCUCAAGCAUUGUUUUCCAUAAUUAGAUAUACCACAUAUUCCUACAUGUCCAGCUUCACAGAGCAGGCAAGCCUCUGACCUCCCUGAUUUGUGAUGGAUAGGUGUAAUACAUGUUUUCAUAAGGUUAUCGAUUUAUCACCUUUCAGCCACUUUCCAUAGAUGUUCACAACAGUACCAUACAUCCAGCCUACCAGCUUCACCACUUAUGAGGUUCUAGUUCCCAACUGCAAUGCCACUGUAACCUGCCCUGUGCUAACGUCACUUAUUUCAUUGGGCUUACAUGUUCGUGACCCAUGUAAUUGGUAGAACAAUUCCUUGUUAAUUUCUGGUCUGCUUAUAUACUUGUAGUCUGCUUAUUGCAUCAUGCAUGUACAACAUUUGGCAUUCAUUCUCCUCACAGGGAGUAUUAAUGACAUUUUUGCUCAUCAGUGCAGCUUCACAUAAAUGGGUCAGAUGCUAAAAUGGGUAAUCUAAUAAAUACAUUGUUCUUGGCUGCCAUUUACACCAGUGUACAAUAGCUAUAUUUUUUGCAAAUAUAGUUUCACAAAGCUCUUUACAUGAUUGAGAGAUGAUGUAGAUAUGUGUUAUGCACUAAAGCUCCUAAUUUUUUCAGUAUUUAUACCAUGUAAGUUCUACACAAAAUGAAAUAGGUAUACAAACAUUAGGUGUUAUGACUUGAUUCCAGUUAUUCGUAUACACAAGAACACCACUUGGGAGAGCUCAGAACAUGAGUACUAAAUAUUUCCUGCAUUUUAUUCAAAGAUGUUUCCAUUGUGGAUAGUUUCCGUAAUGUGUGUAAAUAAACACGGCAUUUUUGGAAAUCUGUA
Messenger RNA from Schistocerca gregaria, 5565 nucleotides. RefSeq names its product zinc finger protein 723-like. The record is from RefSeq and is a predicted model, not a curated record. The coding region runs from base 95 to 1699 and encodes 534 amino acids. The transcript is spliced from 6 exons. NCBI's taxonomy places the organism in Eukaryota, Metazoa, Arthropoda, Insecta, Orthoptera, Acrididae.